AGUACUUUUUCAAAAGGUCCUAUGCGCCAAAAGUAAACAAACUGAGUUAGUUAUUGCAUUAUAUUCGGUGUACUAAAAACUAUACUAUCCGCUAACCCGAUUUCUUGAAACUCUUAUAUUUUUAAAUAUAAUAUUUAUCUACAAAACAACCUACAACUAUUCUCAAUAAAUUUUAAACAAAAUGGUUAUAGGUCAUUUUACCAACUGGUUGUUCUAUGUGCAUUCUAGUCGAACGUGUACAUAGAACGGUAGCAAAUCGACCUAUGAGCAAUUAUAAAUAUAUUUUAAUCAUCAUGCACAUACGCUCACAUCAAAAUGACCUAUGUUAAAGAUAUAAUGGAUAAUUAAAAAAUAAAUUAUACGUCGUUUUUGUAUGAAACUAAAUUAUUUUACAAUCUUCAAUUUAUGUACAAUGAACAAUAUAUCCGAAUCUCGCGCAGAGUGUAGUCAUCAGCUGGGAGAGAGCAUGAAAUUUUUCAAUGUUGCCAAAGCCGAAAGGAAUAGUGCAAAACGACCUACCCGCCCUCUCUCGAAUUUGACAGAUAGGAUUGAUUGAAUGCGAGCCAAAGGCGAGCAUAAAUUGGAUGAAACAAAAAAAACAUAUUUUUUGUUUUGACACUAGUGAGAAUUGCUCGGUGUUUUGCACACGCUCCGGUACUUCUCGGUUGUCAUUUAUCGGCGGAAGAUCAUUUACGGAAGUCUCCCGGUCCUCUACAAGCAGCGGGAGAUCCGGUUGUCCAGAAAUGGAAUUUCUAUUCCGGUAAAGUUGCUUUGCUUUAGUUCCGACUCAGGGCCUCCGUUUACAGUUGUGAAAAGUUCAAACAAAAUUCGCCCACCUGCUCCAACUCAUCGAAAGCCCCUGGUUGAACUGAACGGGCCAAGGUGUAAUCCGCAAGAUACCGAUGCCAAGACAGGUGAUCAUCGGAUGCCAUCCGAACGGCCAGCUUUGGUACUGUCGUACUUGGAAUACCCAGAGAAGGAAGCGACACCCACAUCAAGUCCAUUGAAGGAACGGACCGUUGCAGAGACGAAACAUCAGAAACAAAAAGAAGAUUCCGGGAAUUUGACCGUUCUUGACAUUACGUUCGGCGAUUUCAACGCGCCCACAUCUACGCCUGAAUCAAGAAUACCUCAUUUGCUGCGGGACUCGAUAGUCAAAGAGAAGAGGUUGAGAAUUUUCCAGCAGUUUCCGUUGAUGAAAUGGAUGAUAGCUCGCUGGAACCUUCUAUCGCAGAACGAUGGUUAUUUGCAGGAUGGCCAGGCCACGCCCCGAGACCAGAUGUCUAAUCCCUUACAGUUUGCAUCCCGAUGGAAGGUCCAGCUGGAGCAUUCCCCGGCGCAAUCGAUCUUUCGGUCCAAACACGAUCUGGAAAGGAAUUGUUGGAUCGUCCAGUUUCGGCAUCGGCCGUUUUGCGUUCCACUGAGGAUAAACCGCAGCCGAAGUCGACGGAAACGUCGACAAGCCCCACUUCGCCUCGGGAAACACCGGCUAAUCGAAGUGAUCAGGUGACGUUGCCGAAUCUUGAAGUCAACGAUUCACCAUGUGAUGGAGGUGAUCAAAGUUUGGACGAGAGUGACGCAGUUCACCUUGCUCCAUACGACCUUCGUCUCCGAGCAGAUCGUCACGGCCGGAAACGGAAUCGCCCAAACUGGGGUGACCUUGUCAAACGUUACAAUCACGGGAUUUUCAUCCCACUUUCGGUACAUCCCGUCGAUCAGCUUUCCACAGUCGUACAUCGACGGAGCAGAACUUUUUACAGAACUUCUCAAAAAGCAUUCGAUGCCGCGAUCCAAUGCGGCUGAUGCCGUGGAUCGUGUUGUGUCGGCAAAACUCCAUAAACAGAUCUUUCAGUCCGGAUGAAGAGGAAGAAGAUGGUACUUAGAUGUAGGUUGUAGGAGUAUGAAGACAAAG
Molecule: messenger RNA, 1912 nt
Organism: Culex pipiens pallens (northern house mosquito)
Lineage: Eukaryota; Metazoa; Arthropoda; Insecta; Diptera; Culicidae
Exons: 4
Coding region: 926-1510 (194 amino acids)
Source: RefSeq, a predicted model, not a curated record